Messenger RNA from Chanos chanos (milkfish), 3104 nucleotides. RefSeq names its product sema domain, immunoglobulin domain (Ig), short basic domain, secreted, (semaphorin) 3bl (gene sema3g). Gene Ontology annotation, cellular component: plasma membrane. The record is from RefSeq and is a predicted model, not a curated record. Gene Ontology annotation, biological process: semaphorin-plexin signaling pathway; axon guidance; neural crest cell migration. Lineage: Eukaryota; Metazoa; Chordata; Actinopteri; Gonorynchiformes; Chanidae. The transcript has 16 exons. Bases 276 to 2600 code for a protein of 774 amino acids. Gene Ontology annotation, molecular function: semaphorin receptor binding; chemorepellent activity.
CUCAUAGACAUCUGGGAGGGAGAGGGAGAGUCGGAAAAAACACUUACGAACAGGAGGAGGACUAAGGACUCGGAGAGGGAAGAGCGUAGAGACAGCCGGGUUUAGAGCUACCCUGUACCAGAGAGAUAGGGGGCACAUAUAUGUACAUACAUACUAAUAAAACGACUUUUGUUCUGCAAUAAUUUGAUCAUUUCAAACACAAGUAAAAUUAACGACCGGCGUAAUUUAUAAUCUCAGAAUAACGUGCAAAAGAGAAAAAUCCUUAAGGACUGAGAAUGGAAAUGCCUUGGUUCCUUAAGAGUUUGGUUCUUCUCGCUUUUGUUCUGACAUUUGGAUCUGCGAAUAAACUGAAUGUUCCGAGACUGCGACUUUCCUACAAAGACCUGGUGGCCACUAACCGUACCUCCAUCUUCAGUGGUCUGCGUGGUGGAGAGCUGCAGCUCAGUGCUGUCUUUCUGGAUGAAUAUCAUGACCGACUCUUCCUGGGAGGGAAGGAUGUGCUGUACUCCCUCAGACUGGACCACACACACUCCGACGCUAAAGAGAUCUACUGGCCUCCACUGCCUGGAAACAGAGAUGACUGUAUUCAGAAAGGGAAAGACCCCGAGACGGAGUGUGCUAACUUUGUGCGGUUACUGCAGCCGUUUAACAGAACGCACCUGUUGGCAUGUGGCACUGGGGCAUUUCAGCCUGUGUGUGCCUACGUCUAUGUUGGUCACCGCGGAGAGCACAUCUUCUCUCUGGACUCAGCCCAUGUGGAAAACGGCCGAGGAAAGUGUCCUCAUGACCCCAGCCUCCCGUUUGCCAGCACCUUCACUGGUGGAGAGUUGUAUACUGGGUUGACGGCUGAUUUCUUGGGACGGGACUCUGUCAUCCUCAGGAGUUUGGGAGUUCGUUCUCCCAUGAAGACAGAGACAGACCAGCGCAUUCUGCACGAGCCCAGGUUUGUUGCAGCUCACCUCAUUCCUGAUAAUGUGGACAGAGAUGAUGAUAAAGUCUAUUUCUUCUUCACUGAGAGAGCCAUGGAGGCUGGGGACAGGGAGGGGGCCAUUCACAGCCGCGUCGGGCGCGUGUGUGCGAAUGAUUCCGGGGGGCAGCGUGUGUUGGUGAAUAAGUGGAGCACGUUUAUCAAAGCCAGACUGGUCUGUUCUGUCCCCGGACCCCACGGCAUCCACACACACUUCGACCAGCUCGAGGACGUGUUUCUGCUGAGGACUAAAGAUGAGACAAACCCAGAAGUCUAUGCCAUCUUCAGCACUAUCAGUAACGUGUUCCAGGGAUAUGCUGUGUGUGUGUAUAGCAUGGCUGAUAUCCGUGAAGCCUUUAACGGGCCUUUUGCUCAUAAAGAGGGCCCAGACUACCAGUGGGGGCCAUAUGAAGGUCGUGUGCCCUACCCGCGACCUGGAGUGUGCCCCAGUAAGAUAACUGCCCAGCCAGGCAGGUUGUUUAGCAGUACUCUGGAGUAUCCAGAUGCGGUGUUGCAGUUUGCCCGUGGGCAUCCCCUGAUGUGGCGGCCCGUGUACCCCUCUCACCACCAGCCCCUGCUGCUCCGUGCCAACGCCCCUUACAGACUCACCCAAAUCACUGUGGACCGCACUCAGGCUGAGGACGGCUACUACGACGUCAUGUUCAUCGGCACUGAUAUUGGCACAGUGCUGAAGGUCAUUGCCCUCCGCAAUGGGAACUCUUUGACCACAGAGGAGCUCACACUGGAGGAAUUACAAGUCUUCAAGGUGCCAACCCCCAUCACAUCCAUGGACAUUUCAGUAAAGAGGCAGGCUCUGUUUGUGGGUUCUCGGGUCGGUGUGGCGCAGGUCCGGCUGCAUCGCUGUGAGGCGUACGGUAAAGCGUGUGCCGAGUGCUGUCUGGCCCGCGACCCUUACUGCGCCUGGGACGGCAGCUCCUGUACCCGCUACCUCCCCAACACCAAACGCCGCUUCCGUAGACAGGACAUCAAACACGCCAACCCCGUACUGCAGUGCAUGGACCAGAACCUCAGCGUGGAGGAUGUGGAUAUGGCUGAGGACAGGGUUGUGUACGGUACCGAAAACAACAGCACAUUCUUAGAGUGCAUUCCGCGCUCCCCGCAAGCCACCGUCACCUGGUUCCACCAACGAGACGACCACAUGGAAGAGGUAAUAUUGGAUGAACGAGUGAUGAAGACAGAGGAGGGACUGCUGUUUAGACGUGUUCUGCGUCAGGAUGAAGGCAUAUACGUCUGUCGUUCCCGAGAACAUGGCUUCACUCAAACUCUGACUCGCGUCUGGUUGGACGUCCUUCGCGGCGACGCCCUCUCCGACCUCAUAUCUCGCGACGCCAAGCCCAAGGCGUGGCCCCUGUGCGCGUCCCACCUGAACCCCGCCCACCGCAAUCCGACGCGCUCCUGGUUCAAAGACGUGCUGCAGCUGAUCGGUCCGUCCAACCUGCCGCAGGUGGAGCAGUAUUGCGAGAGGGUGUGGUGCAACGAGAAGCUCCGUCGCAAACACAAGAGCAUGCUGGAGAAAUACCGACAGGCGCAAGACUCGGCGCGGAAGGCCAGGAACAACAAGAGCGCCGGGGAACGCAACCGCACCCCGCGCGACACCCACUCACAGGAGUGAUGUUCAGAGACACUGACUGGAGAAAGAGAGGGAUGGAUAGUACGGAACGGGUGAAAAGAGGGAGACGGGGGGGUGGUUUGAAUAGAAGAAAAGACUUGACCACUCCCCCUUUUUUUUCUCUCUCGACCAAACCUGAACGUACCCUCGCGCUCUCGUCAUCUCUUUCUGUAACAUAAUGUAAAUAGUGUGUGUUCAUGUUCUAACUGGCCUCUUGCUCUUUUGGGAAUUCAUGUAUUCCUCUCUGCAUGUCAAAUAUCUCGUUUAAACAUUGACUUCAAACAGCUGGUACGCCCGCACAGUACCAAAAAUGUGUGGUAAGUACAAACACAAACUCAGAUUGUGGUAACACACCCACACACACACACACACAUACACACACACACACACACACACACACACACAGUGUAUUCACAUAGAUACACACUGUUUUUAAACCUCUGGAGAAAGACUCCGGGCUGGAAUUCAGUGGCGUGACGACAGUUGGGGCUUCAACACGAUAAAAAA